Molecule: messenger RNA, 828 nt
Organism: Poecile atricapillus (Black-capped chickadee)
Lineage: Eukaryota; Metazoa; Chordata; Aves; Passeriformes; Paridae
Product: serine/threonine-protein kinase pim-1-like
Exons: 6
Biological process (GO): protein autophosphorylation
Cellular component (GO): cytoplasm
Molecular function (GO): ATP binding; protein serine/threonine kinase activity
Source: RefSeq, a predicted model, not a curated record
AUGAUCAACUUUGAUUCUGGCACCUUCUUCAAAGACACACUCCACGCCCAAUUUGCAGCUUUGCAUCAGACGAGCCCGUUCCCAGCACACCGCCUGAGCUUUCUGCUUUUGCAGUUACCCUCUCCCCUUGUCCGCCCGGAACAUGCCCCCUGCCCGCUCCUGGCCACGGCCCCGGCGCCGGCCCCGGCCCCGACCGCGGCCCCGGGCGUCCUGUCCCGCUCUCGCCACCACCCGGCUCCAGCCGAGCUGGCGCUGGCGCUUCUGGGCGGGCCUCAGUGCCUGGGGCUGGGGCGCGCUGACCGCCGCGUCUCUUCCCCAGGGAAGGCGCAGGAGGCCCUGCAGCAGCGCUACAGGAUCGGCUCGCUGCUGGGGCGCGGCGGAUUCGGCAGGGUUUUCUCGGCCACUCGGCUCUCGGAUGGCGCCCCGGUGGCCAUCAAAAAGGUGCCACGGAACCGCAUCCGGGACUGGGGCGAGCUGCCCGACGGCACCAGCGCACCAUUGGAGAUAGUGCUGCUGGACAAGGUGUCCACAGGCUUCUCCGGUGUGGUGCAACUGCUCGAGUGGUUUGAGCUCCCCAAGCACAUCGUGAUGGUGCUGGAGCGCCCAGAGCGAUGUGAGGACCUGCGGCGCUACAUUCGGGCACGGAUAUUCCUGUCCGAGGAAGAGGCGCGGGAGCUUUUCCGGCAGGUGCUGGAGGCCGUGCAGCACUGCACCAGCUGCGGGGUCCUUCACAGAGACAUCAAACCGGAGAACAUCCUGGUUGAUCUGGACACCGGCGUGGCAAAAUUGAUUGACUUUGGCUGUGGCACCUACCUGCAGGACACAGCC